Pezoporus flaviventris is the source of this 1298-nucleotide messenger RNA. It is a transcript of the gene CENATAC, whose product is annotated as centrosomal AT-AC splicing factor. The record is from RefSeq and is a predicted model, not a curated record. The transcript has 9 exons. Lineage: Eukaryota; Metazoa; Chordata; Aves; Psittaciformes; Psittacidae. Bases 9 to 1040 code for a protein of 343 amino acids.
GAGCGGCCAUGGCGGUGCACUACUGCGCGCUGUGCCGCCGCUCCUCCUUCUCGGGCCGCCGGCACCUGUACAGCGCCGCACACCGGCGGCGGCUGCGGGAGGCGCUGGGCCGCCUGCAGGAGGAGGUGGCGGCGGCGCGGGCGGCGGCGGCGGCGGCAGGGGAGGAGGAGGAGGGCGGCGGCGGCGCGGCCGUGCUGCGCUACGACCCGGCGGAGCACGACCGGCGCGUGUGGUGCCCGUGCUGCGGGCGCGGCGUGCGGCGGGACGGGCGGCGGGGGCCGCUGGCGCUGCCGGGGGCCGCGCUCCUCCAGCACCUGGCCGGGGCCGAGCACCGCCGGGAGACGGCGCGGUUCUGGCGGGAGCAGCGGGCGGAGGCGGCGCUGCGGGAGCACUGCGUGGUGCCGGCCGAGGAGUACGAGCGCUAUGCGCGAGCGCUGGAGCGGGCGGUGGCCGCGCACCAGCGGCGGGAGGAGGAGCGCAUCCGACAGAUGGCAGCUGACAUCCGGGAGGCCGAGCGCAGGCAGCGGGAGACGGUGCGGGCCGCCCUGCAGCUUCAAACGGAGCCAGAGCCUCGCGCAGGACCUGCCUCCCAUGGCCCCCCGGCAGCACCCCAGAGGCUGCCUCUGUGUUCCACGGACACCUCUCAUGAUGCAGAGCAGCCUGGCCCAAGUGGGACACACAUGGGACCUGACUUAAACUGGAUGGAGCCCAGCCAGGCUUUGACCUUCAUCGGCCACCAGGAUACAGAAGGGAAAGGCAACGUUCACACAGGUGCAAAACCUCCAUGGCUAAUGGAGGAGGAGGAGGAGGAAGAGGAGGGAAGCAAACAAAUUGGACCUUCAUACGAGGAAUUUCUCAAACAAAAGGAGAAGCAGAAGCUGAGGAAGCUGCCCCCCGAGCGCGUGGGUGCCAACUUUGACCAUACCUCUCAGACCAGUGACAGCUGGCUCCCUUCCUUCGGGCGUGUGUGGAACCACGGCAGGAGGUGGCAGUCCAGGCAUCAAUUUAGAACUGAAUCGGGGGAAAAGAAAAAAAGGUGAUCAGGAGAGGAGCAGGGAAGAAAACAAGCUCUGUUGUGGGAAGGUGGACUGCAGGAAGCUGCAGCUUUGUCAGUGCUGCUAUGCAAAGUUUAGUGCUCUUAUUUAAUACCUACAUCUGGUUGUGUUUGGUGCCUGGCCACAGUGCAGCAGUCCCACCACCAGCAGCUCCGGUGCCAUGUGUCCUGUGCCAAUGUGUAGCAUCACAUCCCAUUAAACACAUGAGGUUUUGAGAAAUAAACUUUUAUAAUUUAAAUAAAA